AUGGCUGUUACUGUCGACAAUGAGUUACAGGAAAAACUUAGUCACAAUCAUCCUCUUUUUUUGAGUACUGCGGACACUUCAGGAGUUGUAUUGAUCUCCAUUCAACUUACAGGUGCUGAGAAUUAUUCCGUAUGGAGAAAAUCGAUGAGAAUAGCCAUACUUGGAAGAAACAAAUUGGGGCUAAUCGAUCGAAAGUGCAGAAAAGAUAUAUUUGGUCCUAAUUUGAGUGAUUUGUGGGAGAGAUGCAAUGCAAUUGUCCUCUCAUGGAUCAUGAAUUGUGUUUCAAAGGAAUUAUUAGGUGGAAUUGUUUACUCUACAGAUGCAUGUUCUGUUUGGGGAGAUCUUAAGGAGAGAUUUGAUAAGACGGAUGGAUCAAGGAUCUUUCAACAACAUAGAGAAAUUGUUACAUUGGUACAGGGUACGAGUACUAUCGCAGAGUAUUUCACAAAAUUGAGAUUGUGCUGGGCAGAAUUUGAUUGCAUUGCACCUUUUCCUGGUUGUAAUUGCACAGAAUCGAAAGGUUUUGUAGAAUUCAUGAAGCAGCAGAAGUUGUUACAAUUUUUACUGGGUCUUAAUGAGACUUAUGAGCAGGCUUGA
Solanum lycopersicum (tomato) is the source of this 597-nucleotide messenger RNA. RefSeq lists its product as uncharacterized. The record is from RefSeq and is a predicted model, not a curated record. NCBI's taxonomy places the organism in Eukaryota, Viridiplantae, Streptophyta, Magnoliopsida, Solanales, Solanaceae.